Molecule: messenger RNA, 3802 nt
Organism: Pocillopora meandrina
Lineage: Eukaryota; Metazoa; Cnidaria; Anthozoa; Scleractinia; Pocilloporidae
Source: the annotation of a GenBank genome assembly
UUUCUUGGUUUCGCUUUCCCCUUGGCGUUGCUUGUAGCAGUUCAGCUAACCACUUUAACAUGGGCAGCAACGAAUGUGACGAAAACCUCAGGAAAAGGUAAAAAAGGUGUUCCCUUUAUUUCCAAUCCCUUUCCCACACGCAAACUGUAUUCGUUGGAUUAAGCGUUGCUCCCGAAUAAGCCCUCUGGGACUGUAAUUCAAACGCUAGCGGGCGCUAGUCUGUCUGAGGCACCCUUGGAACUUAUUUUACGCGGAAAUAUUUUUCUCAGUCUCAAACGCUACAGUUCUUCAGUAGACACACAUUAAAGGGCGGUCGUUACUUUUAAAACUUUGCAAACAUAGAGCAAGCCUAUUCAAGCGGUGGAUUCUGUGUGGGUUGUUAACUCGAUACCGAUAAUAGAUCUAAACGUAAACCUCCUCAUAUUGAUGUUUGAUCGACAAAUUUUGAACUAUGUAUAGACAAAAUUAAACUUUGAGUAACAGUAUCUGUUACCUGCUGAAAAUAAUUUACAAUAGAACAAAAGAACUUAUGAUGGACUCUAAUUUUAAUUUGACGGAAGUUUUUUCUUAGAGAAUUUUCUAGUAAUUACAAGCAAAUCGUUGCAUCUUUAGGAGAAAAGAAAAACUGAGAUAUUUGGUGUACGCUCAAUGGCCGAGCAAAGCGUAAUUGAAAACUGACUUUUGUCUCGAGUUUUCAUCUUUUUUUAUCAAUUUUGCGAGGAUGGCAGAUAACGUAGCGAAAGUUAGAUAAACGUUGACUUAACUGCAGAAGGUUACGCUAGUCUUCAAAGAAGUAAGUCAGUCCUCCAAAGAACUGAGAAAGAGAGAGCCUCCUUCCUCAAACUUAAGGUCAGUUUUCAAUUUUGGUCUUCAUCGCCGAUUUAACGUGUUUCAAAGAUUUUUCAAAUUUCUCCUCACCGGAACAAUACAUCAUUAAUUCUGCACUAGGAAGCAACCAACAUUAUCGCGUGGGGGGAGAGGGGGAGGGAAUGAGAAAUGGAAGAAGGAUUUUGGAGCCAAAGUAAUAUUUUUUGGGGCCGGAGGAGGGCUCAUAUGGUUUUCAGGAGAAUGAAAGGGGGAUCAGUCGUUGCUUACAGAGUAUAAAAGGAAAACUAUAGGAAAUUUACUGUAAAUGAGCGGGGAUCAUUAGAACACUACAAACCCCCCCCCCUCCUCCUCCUACCCUCCUUUUUGCCAAGCGAUAAAUGACAAAUUACCGGUUCAUUGAUUCGUAUACGAAAACUCAAUUGCUGUAGAGCUCAUAGAGCUAACAUGAAAAUUACAAAUGAUCCUCUACUGCAUUUCUUGCAAGAAUGUUUCACGGAAAGACAGAUAUUCUUACUCGAGGUCUAAUUUUGUUCAGCAAAACAAUUUAAAAAAAACUGAUUUAUCAAACAUUUAAAUAGUAACUUUAAUCAUUGCCCUUGAAUGAGAAUCGAAUGGAGGAAUAACACACGGACCCCUAAGGAGGUAAUCGUCAUCUUCAUCCGAAUGAAGAAGCUCUAUGAAGGAUAAGCAUAUAGCAUAAUUUUGAGAAACAUGUGAUAAUAUGAAUAAAAAGACGACCUUUUCUGGUGUCAAAGAUUAUGAUGAGCAAGGAAAACACCUGGGUGAACAACCAGUACGUCGCAUGGUACCACAGUGCGAUCUUAACCCAUUCUCAUUGCGUGGUGGUAAACCGACCUUUCCAGAGCAGCAAGAUGUCACCCUUUCCCUCUGUCCAGACAAUCAAUAUGGCAUUUUCUAUAAUAAUUAUUGGGGCAUUGCACGGUACACACUCUACAAGAUUACCGCCGCACAAGCCCACAAAGCCAAGACAGACCCAGUACCAAGACCUAAAGGUGACCCGUGGAAACAAACUCCAGGUAACUAGUUUUGUUAUUAUAAUUUAUUUUUGUGAUAAAGUAAUUUAGGCAUAAAAUAAAUUCGUUUCUCAUUCCACUACUACAACGUCCGUUUGUUCGUGUUGUUUUCGUCUUUCACGCACUGUUAUGCGAUCGAUAAGAUGCUGAGAUGAGACCGAAUGUUUCGUAAACUUAAAGUUAAAACACUAGGAAAUGUAUACAUACAACAUAUAUAUAUAUAUAUGUAUAUGUAUAUAUAUAUAUAUAUAUGUAUAUGUAUAUAUAUAUAUAUAUAUAUAUAUAUAAUAACACCCGCUUUCAGAAACGUUGCAAUUUGAAAAUAUACAUGAAAUAUAUAUACAUACUUUUUUUUUCUCCUCAAAAUGAGACACUUUGUGAUGAGAAAUUAAACAAAAUGUGUAUAUAUUUCAUUUUUGUUUUCAAAUUGCAACGUUUUCGAAAGUGGAUGUAUAUACAUAUAUAUACAUGUAUGUGUUUUUAUAUAUAGAUAGGUAGAUAGAUAGAUAGAUGGGUAGAUAGAUAUUAAGUAGAUAUACAUCUACAUUAUGCAUCAUUAUUCUCUCACGCAAUUUAACCACAUUAGGGCAACGGUAGACGCGAAACAUGCAACGGUAUUACACUGCAGGUGCAAAGGAGCAAAAAUACAGAUGGAAAGAGGAGAAACUUGUGGGAAAAGUCAUGCAUGAUGAUAUAAUCAUGUUAUGCAAACCAUUUCUUUGACUCAACUGAGAUCUUUCACUUAAAACAUUUCGUAACUGUGAUCGGGAGGGUAAGAACUUUAUUUACCUAGCGGAUAAAUCGAGAACAAAACUUCUUGGCUUGUGAGUAACAUCAGUGUAUCUUAAAACUCUCUCAUGUUCAGGGAUUAAUCAUCAAGGAAGCAAAGACUUGUACAAGUACCAACCUAUCCCAUGUUUAUACGACAGAGGCCACGUCGUUCCUGUUAAUAUCUUACGUUACAGCCUUGAUAGUGCUCGUGCCACUUUCACCUACACCAACUGCGUGCCGCAAAUUGCAGGUUUCAACAGAGGUCAGUGGAAAAAGUACGAAACGAAAAUAGUGCAAUAUGCUCAGCACUAUUGUGCUCCAAAGGGCGGAACUCUUUACCUGAUCACUGGUACAUCACAGGUUAAAUUUGAGGAGAGACUUAGUCUUGAAAACGAAAUAAUCGGGGUGGAUAAGUCGGUGCAACAAUUGGAGGGGUUCCAUGAAAUAGUGGAUAAAUUCCCUAAACUCGGACCAAAGAUCGCAAUUCCAAACUCGAUGUGGACAGUGGGCUGUUGUUUGAACUUGAAAACGAACGAAGUCGUUGGAGCGUUUGGUGUAAUGGGUGGUAAUUCUCUUAACCAACAGCUCUUAAAUGAAUUUAUGAUGCCCGGACAAACCGUCGCAUUUGUUCAAGAAGCCCUUCAAUUAGAGGAUAAAUCAAUUAGGUUGUUUCCUAAAGGCGUGGAUUGCUAUGAUGAAAAAAAAAACGUUCCAUUGAAUAACCUACGAUUUUUUUAUGUUCCUUGAAAGGCGUAUGGGUAAAAUCUUUGACAGGAAUCUAAGGGGCAUCUUGCAUGAAAUAACCAGAUUCAGAUCAAUGCACAAUUUUAUCAUAUCUCAAUUAAUAUGUGCGCUAUGAUUGGUCAAUUGAGCGGGCCAUAUUUCUCUGUACGCCUCACUAAAUUCAAAAGUUAGUUUAAAUUGAAAUCUACCUCCACUAUUUGAACCCGGAGAUAUAAUGAACAUCUCAAUAACUCGUUUUUCUCGGGCUGUACUGUUAGUUACAAACUCGGUUAGAAAGAGGUGUUUAGAGCUUAUAUUUCCAUCCUUUGUGUUCAAAAUAUGCAUGCUACUUUAUCUACUUAACAAUGUAUAUUGUAACAAAGAAGUGGAACCAACGAAUCAAUGAACUGUGAUCUAAGAAAUGAAAUAAAAUUUAAGGUUGUCCC